CAGUAUGCCAGCUCCAAGUGUCCAGAGGGCGGGAAGGAAGGAGGCCGGGCAGAGGGGGUGAAAGGAGCAUUGAUGCAGCGGGAGGCCGUCCUGCAGCGCGGUGGGGCCAGACGCCGACCAGGUCCCGGUUCCCGCGGUCUCAUUCACCUCCUGCUCCAGGCUUGGCAGCCGCCUUGCGCCAUGCACCCCCAGGACCACACCGCGUCCCCGCCGCAGCUACUCGGCCUCCUUCUCCUGCUGCUGCUGCAACUGCCUGCGCCUUCCAGUGCCUCUGAGACUCCCAAGGUGAAACAAAAGGCGCUUAUCAGGCAAAGGGAGGUGGUGGACCUGUAUAAUGGAAUGUGUUUACAAGGGCCAGCAGGAGUCCCAGGUCGUGAUGGAAACCCCGGGGCCAAUGGCAUUCCUGGUACACCUGGGAUCCCAGGACGGGAUGGAUUCAAAGGAGAAAAGGGGGAGUGCUUAAGGGAAAGCUUUGAAGAAUCCUGGACCCCAAACUACAAGCAGUGUUCAUGGAGUUCAUUGAAUUAUGGCAUAGAUCUUGGGAAAAUUGCGGAGUGUACAUUUACCAAAAUGCGCUCUAACAGUGCCCUGCGAGUUCUGUUCAGUGGCUCACUUCGGCUAAAAUGCAGAAACGCAUGCUGUCAGCGUUGGUAUUUCACGUUCAAUGGAGCUGAAUGUUCAGGACCUCUUCCCAUUGAAGCCAUUAUCUAUUUAGACCAAGGAAGCCCUGAACUAAAUUCAACAAUUAAUAUUCAUCGUACUUCUUCUGUGGAAGGACUCUGUGAAGGAAUUGGUGCUGGUUUGGUGGAUGUGGCCAUCUGGGUUGGUACUUGUUCAGAUUACCCGAAAGGAGAUGCUUCUACUGGAUGGAAUUCAGUGUCUCGCAUUAUUAUUGAAGAACUACCAAAAUAAUUCCUCUGAUUUUUUUUCAUUCCCUACCUCUUUUAUUUUUAAAAAUCAUACCUUUGAAUGAUUCAUUUAAAUAACAUUUAAGAAAUCACUUUAUGUAUACAGCUGAAUGAAAAACAAAAAACAAAAAACAAAUAUGUUUACAGACCAAAGUGUGAUUUCACACUUUAAAGUCUAGUGUUAUCCAUAUUACAUGAACCAAAAAUGGUUUCAGGAUUUUUUAGUUGAUGACUUUUUUUCAUGCUCCCAUUCUCUAAACCUGUAUUUUAGAAUGUGAUUGUGGUCUUUAGAAUUUUCUACUUUCUUAGUCUACCAUUUUAAAAAAUAUAAAAGUUAUGUCUUU
Nannospalax galili (Upper Galilee mountains blind mole rat) is the source of this 1252-nucleotide messenger RNA. RefSeq names its product collagen triple helix repeat containing 1 (gene Cthrc1). The transcript is spliced from 4 exons. Bases 73 to 912 code for a protein of 279 amino acids. The record is from RefSeq and is a predicted model, not a curated record. NCBI's taxonomy places the organism in Eukaryota, Metazoa, Chordata, Mammalia, Rodentia, Spalacidae.